This is a messenger RNA of Melitaea cinxia (Glanville fritillary), 1966 nucleotides long. RefSeq names its product F-box/LRR-repeat protein 14 (gene Ppa). The transcript has a single exon. Gene Ontology annotation, biological process: SCF-dependent proteasomal ubiquitin-dependent protein catabolic process. The record is from RefSeq and is a predicted model, not a curated record. NCBI's taxonomy places the organism in Eukaryota, Metazoa, Arthropoda, Insecta, Lepidoptera, Nymphalidae. Bases 1 to 1332 code for a protein of 443 amino acids. Gene Ontology annotation, molecular function: protein binding. Gene Ontology annotation, cellular component: SCF ubiquitin ligase complex.
AUGAGUGCGUGGACGGAGGAAGUGUUGUCCUGGCGCGACGAGAGGCUCGGUAUCACCGAGUUGCCGAGCACGACGAGGCGGAAGAACCGCACCGCGCCUUACAGGCUCCACCGACCUCAUCUAUCGACAGCUCACGUGCCCGAGCCGGCCCCGGAGCCGCAGGGCACACACAUCUCUCGUCUGUACCCCGAGCUAUUAGCGCUGAUAUUCGAGAGGCUGCCGGUGCGUGACAGAGGACGGGCGGCGCAAGUUUGCCGAGCGUGGCGGGAUGCAGCCGACCGUAGGUCUGUGUGGCGCGGUGUCGAGGCCGCAUUACACCUUCGAAGACCAGCGCCGGUCCUAUUCGCUUCGCUGGCUAGGCGGGGAGUCCGAAGACUGCAGGUUUUGUCUUUGAGACGCGGUCUCAGAGACGCAGUGGCCGCGCUACCUGGAUUAGAAUCUCUUUCACUCAGCGGCUGUUACAGUGUGACCGAUGCCGCUCUUGCGAGUGCAUUCGCGACCGAACUCCCAGCCCUGCGGCGGCUGGACCUCUCACUAUGUAAACAGGUCACGGACUCGUCGCUCGGGCGAAUAGCGCAGUCGCUCAAGAACCUAGAAGAAUUAGAACUAGGCGGAUGUUGUAACGUGACAGACACGGGACUGUUGUUGAUAGCGUGGGGACUUAGGAAACUUCGCCGUUUAAACUUGAGAUCGUGUUGGCACGUGAACGACGACGGGAUCGCACACCUUAGCGGCGGUGGAGAAGCGAGAGGGACCCCGGAGCUAGAGCACCUGGGUCUCCAAGACUGCCAGAGACUAACGGACGAAGCUCUGAAACACGCCGCGACCGGUCUUCCUAAGUUAAAAUCUAUCAACCUGUCUUUCUGCGUCGCCGUUACCGACGCCGGACUGAGGCAUCUCGCCAGGCUUCCACAUUUAGAAGAUGUCAAUUUACGAGCGUGCGACGGGGUCUCGGACGCCGGCGUCGCCCACCUGGCGGAGAGCGGGCGGCUGAGGGCGCUAGAUGUAUCAUUCUGUGAUAAAGUCGGAGACGAGGCGUUGUCGCACGCGACGCUGGGCUUGUCGGGGCUCCGGUCACUGUCGCUGAGCGCUUGUCGCCUGACGGACGAAGGCCUAGAGCGAGUGGCGAGGCUUGCACAGCUGGAGACGCUCAACAUAGGCCAGUGCACGCGGGUCACGGACAGGGGUCUCCGUGCGCUGGGCGAGGGCCUACGGAAUCUGAAGGCGAUAGACCUAUAUGGCUGCACGUGUAUCACCCCUCAAGGCUUAGACCAUAUUGUGAAGUUGCCGCGUCUCAGUGUACUUAACCUCGGUCUGUGGCAUGUGCGGUGACCACACACACACUAGUGUGUCCUGUGUCACGUUUGCGUGUGUGAGUGCGACGGCCAUGUUGAGCGAGGAGCCGCCAAGGUUGUAUAUUGGACUGCGAAUAAGGAAUUAACCAAUUAUAAGAUAUUAUUAAUGAAUUAUAGUUAGGAAACGGGGUCGCUUUCUUGUUUAUGUUUACGUUUUAAAUGGUUGAAUUGUCGUUGGAAGUCUGUUGUAUACUGUGAUUUUAAAAUGUCCGUUUACCUUUACCUUAGUUGAGUUUGUGAAGGAAAGUCGCCCCGACGCCUAGUCCGUGAAAAGCUAGAUCUUUUUGUCGUUAGUUUUAUGUAUUCGCUUGUUCCGCUGUGUAUAGAUAUAAAACGUGUAAUCUUAUCGGCGAUUACGAAAAGGUCUGGUUUUUCAAUAUAAUUGCUCUAUUAGUUAGAUACCUAGCCAUUCUAAUUAUUGUUUUUAAUUCGACCUUGUGUUCUUUGGGAAACUUGUUUAUUAAUGAUUCCUGAACUGUUGCUGCUAAUUUUGGGGAUAAUUUAAUUAUAAAUACAAUUCUCUUAUAUAUACUUCUUUAAUUCAUGUCUAACUUUAGUUAUACUGUAUCACUAAAUAAUUAAUUUAAUGAAAUACAUUCAGCUAAACAUUC